Molecule: messenger RNA, 1467 nt
Organism: Dictyostelium purpureum
Lineage: Eukaryota; Evosea; Eumycetozoa; Dictyosteliales; Dictyosteliaceae
Exons: 2
Coding region: 1-1467 (488 amino acids)
Cellular component (GO): membrane
Source: RefSeq, a predicted model, not a curated record
AUGGGUGAAACAAUUGAAAAUUUUAAAAAAUUUACAAAUUUUAAAAUAAUAUAUUUUUUAGGUUUUGCAUCAUUAUCAUGUUUUCAACCAUUUAUCAGUAUUUAUUUACAUAGUUUCGAAACCAUCACACCAUCAAUUAUAGGUAUAAUAACGUGUUUAAUUCCAUUUCUAUCAUUUAUAGCGGCACCGUUGUGGACUGGUUUAGCAGAUAAAUAUAAUUCACAUAGACUUGUAUUGAUAUUAAAUUGUUCACUUACAAUAAUUGCAUUGGUUUUAUUAAUUCCAACUGAUGGCAAUCUUUUUGGAAUUUUCUUAUUAGUUGGGCUUUAUAGUUUAAGCUCUGCACCCAUUUUUCCGAUAGUAGACAGCUUUGUUUUAAAACAAAUGGGCGAAGAUUCAAAGUAUUAUGGCAUGCAGAGAUUGUUUGGGGCAAUUAGUUACGGUAUUGUUGCAUUCGUUACAGGUAUUCUCAUUCAUCACUCUCUCAACUCAAUAUUUAUUUCCUAUGCUUUUUGGAUGGUAUUGUUUAUAGCUUAUUACAUUUACAAUCAGACUACCAUGGGAUCCAAAUUGAAAAAGUCUGGUGCAAGUUUAACAAAUUUUAGAAAAUUACUCGAGGAGGAAGAAACUGUAAAAGAAUCUACAGCAGAUGGAUCAAAUAGCGAAGAUAUAGUAUUGGAGCAAGUAUCUGAAAACUCGUCAGUAAAUUCAUCACCAUCCAUCACACCAAAAUCAUACGAUGACGAUAUGAAGAACAAUCUUUUGGAUAAAGAGGACUCUAGUGAAAAUAUAACAUCGAUUCAAAUUCAAGAAGAAACUAAUACACUCGAGGAAAGAUUAACUACAAAGCAGGUUAUAGUCAAUUUAUUAAAAGAUGCUCAUAUGAUGAUCUUUUUAUUUGCAGUAAUGAUUUGUGGUAUGACAGCUAAUAUAAUUGGUAAUUAUUUAUUCCUCUUCCUUCACGAUGUAAAACAUGCCAGCUCAUUGCUUUUGGGAAGUACUAUGCCAUUUACAGUAGUAAUGGAGUUGCCUUUUUUCUUUUUCGGUAAACAGCUCUUAACAAUAGUGGGUGUAAAUAAAAUGAUCAUUAUUGGUCAUGUUUGCUUUAUUACACGUUUAUGUUUAUAUAAUAUUCUAGCAAUCGAAUCAAUUUCACCAUGGUUUGUUUUACCAAUUGAAAUUUUACAUGGUAUUGCUUUUGCAACUAUUUGGGGUGCUGGUGUAGAGUUAUCAAAUCAAAUGGCACCAAAAGGGUAUGAAACUACAUACCAAGGUAUUUUUUCAGGUAUUUAUUGUGGAUUGGGUGCAGGUUUAGGAUCAAUCAUUGGUGGGUUUUUAUAUGAACAUAAAUCACCAAUGUAUUUAUUCAGAUUUACAGCUAUCGCAACAACAUUUAGUUUAAUUAUUUUCACUUUAAACCAACUUUAUUUUUCAAAAAAAAAAAAAGAAAUCAACAAUUGUAAAUAA